This is a messenger RNA of Thrips palmi, 2256 nucleotides long. Its product is annotated as skin secretory protein xP2-like. The record is from RefSeq and is a predicted model, not a curated record. The transcript is spliced from 6 exons. NCBI's taxonomy places the organism in Eukaryota, Metazoa, Arthropoda, Insecta, Thysanoptera, Thripidae. Bases 72 to 1991 code for a protein of 639 amino acids.
UGUACUGGUCCCGUACAGGCUGUCGUUAUAUAAAGCCAGAGUGAUGAGGCCAGUCCACUCUCGAAGUCAUCAUGGCCCAGUCCGUUGCUUGGGUUCUUUUGGCGCUUGCCGCCGUUCAGGUGGCUGUGGCGCAUCCUGCCCACAAACCCGAACAGCGCGUCGGUGACGUCGGUGACGUCAUCGCCCGAGCUCUAGCGCAGGCCAUCCGUGCCAAAGCCGAGGCCGAGAGCGCACUGGAAGCCACUCUCCUGGCUGCGGCCGUCGGGGACCUGCCUGCGGCACAGGACGCCUCUGACAGGGCCAGCCAGGCCGGGCAGGCCGCCCUCCAGCAAGCCCAACUUGCGAAGACCAUCGCCGUGCAGGCGGCCGGUGGCGAGGUGUUGGCCUUGGGGCAGGAUGUCUCGACUGAAGUGUCCCUGGCAAGGGACGCCGCCGGCAAGAGCAUUGAAUGUGCUUUCAAGGACGCCGCAGAUGAGUUCGAGGACUUCGUCUGGCGAGCGAGGUCAAGCGGAGGACGCCUGCCCCGAUAUGAGGUGGACUCUGAAAUCCGAAAGUUCAACGGCUUGGGCACCUCGGCAGUCGUGGAAUUCAGCAAGAUCCUGGAUGCUUCCAUCCUAUCCUCGAAGCGCAAGAUAGCCGGUGCCACUCAGCAGAUUCAGCUCUGGGAGAUCGAAGUGAUUCAGGCAGCGCAGGCGGCCCAAGCCGCUUUGGCUGCGGCGGCAGCAGCCCGAGAAGCAAAUGCCCAAGCCACGACUCCACUGCCUACCCCGGCUCCCACUGAUGCCCCUACCGAGGCUCCUACCGAGGCUCCCACUGAUGCCCCUACCGAGGCUCCCACUGAUGCCCCUACUGAGGCUCCCACGGAUGCCCCUACCGAGGCCCCCACGGAUGCCCCUACCGAUGCUCCCACUGAUGCCCCUACCGAGGCUCCCACUGAUGCCCCUACCGAGGCUCCCACUGAUGCCCCUACCGAGGCUCCCACCCAGGCUCCUACUGAUGCUCCCACUCAGGCUCCCACUGAUGCCCCUACCGAGGCUCCCACUGAUGCUCCCACUGAAGCCCCCACUCAGGCUCCCACGGAUGCUCCUACUGACGCCCCCACCCAGGCUUCCACGGAUGCUCCCACUGAUGCCCCUACCGAGGCUCCCACUGAUGCCCCUACCGAGGCUCCCACUGAUGCCCCUACCGAGGCUCCCACUGAUGCCCCUACCGAGGCUCCCACUGAUGCUCCCACUGAUGCUCCCACUGAGGCCCCCACUCAGGCUCCCACUGAUGCCCCUACCGAGGCUCCCACUGAUGCUCCCACUGAAGCCCCCACUCAGGCUCCCACGGAUGCUCCUACUGACGCUCCCACGGAUGCUCCCACUGAUGCCCCUACCGAGGCUCCCACUGAUGCCCCUACCGAGGCUCCCACUGAUGCCCCUACCGAGGCUCCCACCCAGGCUCCCACCCAGGCUCCCACCCAGGCUCCUACUGAUGCUCCCACUGAUGCCCCUACCGAGGCUCCCACUGAUGCUCCCACUGAAGCCCCCACUCAGGCUCCCACGGAUGCUCCUACUGACGCCCCCACCCAGGCUCCCACGGAUGCUCCCACUGAUGCCCCUACCGAGGCUCCCACUGAUGCCCCUACCGAGGCUCCCUCUGAUGCUCCCACUGACAGCCCCACCGCUGCUCCCGUGAACAUCCGUGGAAAGCGAUCAUUUGAUGUGGACCCCUUUGAAGCAGCUAAGCGAGUUCUUGCAGAAAUUGACGCGGAUUACAGUGAUUUUGCUACGUACGCAAAGUACUAUGCAGGCAGCGUCACUAAGGAUGCGUUCGGCACUGCGGCCGCCGUCCUGGACUAUAUCAGGGUGUACAACGGACCUGAUGACGUCAUCGACGCCACGACCAAACUGCUGUAUGGAAGUGACGACAUAACCGGGGCCGCGGAUGACAAGUUCUUGGACGUCGACCAAGCUGUUGCAGAGGCGAUCAAGUGCCUCCAGAAUUAGAUCAGAUUGAGAGGUUACAUUGUUAAAAAUUUUGUCGUUAAUUCGCAACAUGUUUACUGCUAGUAACUUCUUUAGCUACGAAAUUUGUUUAGGAACAGACAUUAUUGGAUCAUUACUGAAUUGCAACAAAACGAUAAUUCAACAACGGCAACCUUGUGAUAAGUUAAUAGUCCCCCUUCAAAAACGUGACAUUGACCAUCAGCAAAUGUUGUUAGUGCCUGUGACAAGUGUUGUAAAUUUUAAAAAAAUGGUACAGGGACAAUUA